AUGCCGCCUGGUACUGCUGCUGGUACCUCUCCGCCAUCCACCAGCAGUUAUUACGACAAACUGGUUGCUAAAUUUGGUCGGACAUCUCAGGAUGAUCAUCAUAAGGACAGGAUCAAUGAAGAAACGGAAAUACUUAAGGAAGAAAGCAAGAUAAGUCUUGACCGCCUGAAAGAAAAUUCGGAUAUGGACGACUAUGACUGGGAAUUCUGGAGUUCAGUUAUUUCUGACGUUGAACGCGUCAAGUCCAAAGAAAGUGGCAGGCUCAAGGAAAAUUUGAGCCUAGGUGUCCCGCCCUCGCUUCGUGGUAUGCUUUGGCAGAUUUUCUCCAAAUCCAAGAACAACAGCAAUGUCAUUGAAACGGAAUACCGGGAGCUUCUCCAUCGUACCAGUCCUCACGAGAAGCUCAUACGAGGCGAUCUCGCACGCACAUUUCCUUCACAUUCAUUUUACAAAGAACGCGAUGGUGAAGGUCAAGAAGCCUUAUUCAACGUCAUCAAAGCGUACAGUAUCUUUGAUCAACAAGUCGGAUAUUGUCAAGGUCUCCCAUUUGUAGUCGGCUGCCUAUUAUUGCACAUGCCUGAUGAAGCUGCAUUUUGCGUCCUUGUCAAGAUGAUGAGCUGCUACGGUCUACGGGGUCUCUUUACUCGUCACAUGGAAAAAUUGCACGAACGAUUGUAUCAGUUCAACCAACUGCUUCUUUACUUCUUGCCUGAAGUUCAUCGUCAUCUGGAUGCCCAAGGGGUUGUGCCUUCCAUGUACGCUGCUCAAUGGUUUAUGACGCUGUUUGCCUAUCGAUGUCCGCUUGAGCUUGUGUUUCGUGUGUACGACGUGGUGUUUGUGGAAGGUUCACAGAUCGUUCUCAACUUUGCUCUUGCCUUGAUGCGGCGUAAUCAGCAAACCAUCUUAAGCCUAGAAUUCGAGGGGCUACUCGCGUUUUUUGCCGAAAAUAUCUACGAUGAAUAUAAGAAUGAUGCCUAUGGAUUUGUCAAGGACGCCUAUUCGUUUACUAUUUCUUCACGACAUUUAGCAAAGUUAUCGAAACAGUAUGCAGCACAAGUAAAACGUGAAGCCAAGCUCCAUUCAGAGGAAGACCAGCUGAAACGUAAGAACCGUGAACUUACGGACCAAAAACAGCGUAUCGAGAAAGCUUAUGCGAUGCUGGAAAGCGAGCACCAGGAAGUGGCUCGUCAAGUUAUUGAAUCGAAAAUGAAUAUGGCACGGCUUGACGAGGAGAACCAACAGUUGCGUCGCAGCGUAUUGCAGCUGCAGAUCGAAAUCGAUAAAAUCCGAAAAACGAUCAAUGUCGACCGUCAAGCUCAGUUUGACGAAUUGGCUAGGCGGAACUCUGAGCUAGUACAACAAAAUUCGGCGCUGGAAGAUCAACUGGUUGAAGUGGAAAGCCAACUUAUCGAAUUCAAAAUGAAAUACGCCGACAGUGAGAAUCAGUACGAAGUUAUGAAACAGAAGCUAUAUGAAGCACAGAGGCUUAGCUCGUUCAGAUAAGAAUAUUCCAUAUAUUGAAUGAGCAACCUGAAUACCCCGUUUGCAUGAUAUCGUUGUACUGUAUAUACCGCAUUUUUUUUAUUGCACAUAAAGCGUAUGGUUAUUUGAAUCAAGC
Molecule: messenger RNA, 1618 nt
Organism: Radiomyces spectabilis
Lineage: Eukaryota; Fungi; Mucoromycota; Mucoromycetes; Mucorales; Radiomycetaceae
Product: rab-GTPase-TBC domain-containing protein
Exons: 4
Coding region: 1-1503 (500 amino acids)
Source: RefSeq, a predicted model, not a curated record